AUGAAGAUCGUUCUCGCCGUUCUUUUCGUCUUGACGUUCGCUCGCGACUUAAAAGACGCUGACGACAAAUUUCGACCGACUUGCAAUUUUAAGGAUAAGCUCAAGGCGGACUUCUGCUCACUGACGGCCCUCAAACAUUAUUGGUACGUUAUAAGGGACGUCAUCACCGAUUCUUCGGAUGUCACUCUUGAUGAGAUACGCGAGCAAUGCCAGCCCCCAUUUAAUUGCUACAGCGAGAUUGGGUGUAUGAAAGAGUCGUGGGUGUACGGCAUUCUCGACACGUGCAUCGAGGCGCGCUACUUCACUGGUCCCUACAAUAAAUGCUACUAUACGAACAGUAAGGCGACGUGCGAGCAAUUGGAGCAACGCAAAACGUGCAUGUUGCCGGAAAUCGAGAAGAAUUGCGACGAGAAGGUCGUCGACUCGUUUAAAGAGACAUCGCUAUCAAUCAUCGCGGUGGCUCUCAUCGCGAAUUGUCGCGGCGACGUCGACGAUUUUUCGGUGCGCGUCACCGGCACCCUAUUGUGUCGUUCGAAGCCCUACGCGAAUUGCCGAAUCGACGUCUACGACGACAACAUUUUGAUGAGCUAUGACACCUAUUAUAGUCGAUUCACCAAUCAGAAUGGCUCGUUCGAUUUGGUGGCGUUCACCAAAAGCAAUAAAAUAUUUGUGAAUCCGCACGUCGUCAUCACCCAUGAUUGCUGGGAGCAUCCCGAUCGGCCGCGCGAUUGCAAACGCAAAAUUGUGCUGCCAAUUGCGCCAUCGCAAGUCACCCAAGGAAGCAAAGUGCCGGACCCUUAUACGUCUCCGAGAUUCGGCACCAUCGAGCUCAAAUAUAAGCAUCAACACGAGACAGAUGUGAUUUGCGGGCUCGCCGAUUAA
This is a messenger RNA of Caenorhabditis bovis, 882 nucleotides long. Lineage: Eukaryota; Metazoa; Nematoda; Chromadorea; Rhabditida; Rhabditidae. The record is from the annotation of a GenBank genome assembly.